AUGAUCCUCCAAUCCCUCGUCUACCUCACCACCUGGCUCCUCACUUCCCUCUACAUCAACCACCACGGCCCCUCCACCACCAUCGCCCCAAUCUUCACCAAAUACCACAACCGCAUCUACUCCCUCUUCUCCCUCCUCCUCUGCCUCUUCAUCCUCUUCAUCUCUUUCCAAUCCUCCUACCAGGACGGUCUGAAUUCCGACGGCCUCGACCUCGACCGCCUAGCCCGCAACACAUUCCACCUCUCCAAAUUCUACGAAUACACCGACAUCCUCUCCGUAACCGCCCUACACACCCACCACGCCAUCGACCUGCACUUCGCCUUCCACCACCUUACCACCCCUUGGCUGACUUUCAUCCGCGUCUUACCCGACGAAAGCUGUGAAGGGUGGAGAUGGUUUGCAGCGGCUAAUACGGCACAUCACGCGUUGAUGUAUGCUUAUUUUGGGGGAGUUGCAGGGCCACGGUAUACGGAGAGGCUGAGGAGGGUGUUGAGGUGGACAGGGGAGGGACAGUUGCUGCUUGGGAUGGUGGUGGAUGUGGGGGUUGUUUGGGGGAGGGUGGUUGGUAAAGGGGAAGGUGUGGAGGGGGUGUGGCGGUUUUUGGUGUCAGGGGGGUUGUUGGGGGUUUAUUGGGGGUUGAAUCGACGGGAGCUGGGGAGGAGGGAUAGGGAGAGGAAGACGGUUAAGGAUGAGAGUAAGGAGGGUAAGGAGGAAUGA
This is a messenger RNA of Dichotomopilus funicola, 717 nucleotides long. RefSeq lists its product as uncharacterized. The record is from RefSeq and is a predicted model, not a curated record. Lineage: Eukaryota; Fungi; Ascomycota; Sordariomycetes; Sordariales; Chaetomiaceae. Gene Ontology annotation, molecular function: fatty acid elongase activity. Bases 1 to 717 code for a protein of 238 amino acids. Gene Ontology annotation, cellular component: membrane. The transcript has a single exon.